AUGAAACUCUGUACCUACAGCAUUAGUAACGCUGUGAAAGACAGUACCUACAGCAUUAGUAACGCUGUGAAAGACAGUACCUACAGCAUUAGUAAUGCUGUGAAAGACAUUACCUACAGCAUUAGUAAUGCUGUGAAAGACAGUACCUACAGCAUUAGUAAUGCUAUGAAAGACAGUACCUACAGCAUUAGUAAUGCUAUGAAAGACAGUACCUACAGCAUUAGUAAUGCUAUGAAAGACAGUACCUACAGCAUUAGUAACGCUGUGAAAGACAGUACCUACAGCAUUAGUAACGCUAUGAAAGACAGUACCUACAGCAUUAGUAACGCUGUGAAAGACAGUACCUACAGCAUUAGUAACGCUAUGAAAGACAGUACCUACAGCAUUAGUAACGCUGUGAAAGACAGUACCUACAGCAUUAGUAACGCUAAGAAAGACAGUACCUACAGCAUUAGUAACGCUGUGAAACACUGUACCUACAGCAUUAGUCAUGCUAUGAAAGACAGUACCUACAGCAUUAGUAACGCUAUGAAAGACAGUACCUACAGCAUUAGUAACGCUAAGAAAGACAGUACCUACAGCAUUAGUAACGCUGUGAAACACUGUAUCUACAGCAUUAGUAACGCUAUGAAAGACAGUACCUACAGCAUUAGUAACGCUGUGAAAGACAGUACCUACAGCAUUAGUAACGCUGUGAAAGACAGUACCUACAACAUUAGUAACGCUAUGAAAGACAGUACCUACAGCAUUAGUAACGCUGUGAAAGACAGUACCUACAGCAUUAGUAACGCUAUGAAACACUGUACCUACAGCAUUAGUAACGCUAUGAAAGUCAGUACCUACAGCAUUAGUAAAGCUAUGAAAGACAGUACCUACAGCAUUAGUAAAACUAUGAAAGACAGUACCUACAGCAUUAGUAACGCUAAGACAGUACCUACAGCAUUAGUAACGCUGUGA
Molecule: messenger RNA, 957 nt
Organism: Procambarus clarkii (red swamp crayfish)
Lineage: Eukaryota; Metazoa; Arthropoda; Malacostraca; Decapoda; Cambaridae
Source: RefSeq, a predicted model, not a curated record